CUUUUAUGAUAGCUCUAUGAGGUCACUUCGGAAACAUUAUCAUGUGUGACAAAGACAUUGUGUUACCCCUUCGUAGUACUUAAGUCAUACGUCGGAAGGAAAAUUAAAAACAGCUGAUUAAUCCCUCUGUUUUCAUUCUUCUGCUUGCUAGGCUUAUGCUCUUCGGACGGACGUGAUGUUAGAUUCAACUUCCGCCAUGGAGAGCAUGACCAUCAGCGGACCGAGCACCAGCACUGACGCUGUUCAGGUAUUCGUGUUUGGAGAUCAGAGUAGCUGCAGCUUGUCGAACUUACAGCUGCUUCUUCUGAAGAAGAACAACCCUUAUUUGACGUCUUUCAUUGAGCAAGCCAACUACGUCCUCAGACAUGAAAUAGCUCAGCUUACCGCUGCGGAGCGUCAAUCGUUUCCUGCCUUUUCCAGCAUACAAAAUCUUGUAGCUCGAGGAAUAAAGAAGGAGAAGAAUGCAGCAUUUGAAAGCACGUUGACAACUAUUUACCAGCUCUGUUGCUUUAUCAACUACUUUGGAGAUGGCCAACACGCGUAUCCAACCAGUUCGAACAGCUACGUGUCUGGAUUAUGCAUCGGAGCAUUAACGGCAGCCGCAAUUUCUUCGUCAAAGUCUCUCAGCGAGCUAGUGCAGACAGGUGUCGACGCUGUUCGGGUGUCGCUUAGAGUUGGCCUCUUGGUUGCUCGAACAGCAGCCUUGUUCGGACGUCCGGAGUCUGGUAGUACCUCGUCUUGGUCAUACGUCGUUUCGGAGUCACAGUUUCCGCUGGAACUAGCUGAAAAGGCUAUUGCGUCCUACAGAGAGAAGGCCAACAUUCCACCACUCUCCUCGCCCUAUGUCAGCGCCAAGGGCCAAAACUCUUGGACUAUCAGUGGUCCACCGGCAAUUGUGCAGCACUUCCUGAAGUCUUCGCAAUUGGGAGAGACGUUGAAGUUUUCCCCUAUCGCUGUGCACGCACCGUUUCACGCGCCGCACAUUUUCACUGUCGAGGAUGUUGAACACAUUCUUCAAGGUGUUGGAUCGGUCAGCGACCUAUCUGGCAAAAUAUCCUUCAUUUCCAGCUCUUUCAGCCGCAAGUCUCUCAGUGAGAAGAAAUUCAAGGACUUGCUUUACCAUGCUGUUGAGGGUAUUCUUAUCCUCCCGCUGGAUCUGGGAGAGGCAGCUGGAAACAUACAACAAGUGCUUGAGACAACAGGCUCAAUGAGCCAAUGCGCCUUGUUUCAAAUCUCAACCAACUUUUGCCAGAGUCUCAAGACGUCAUUUGAACCUGCGGUGUCGAAAAGAGUCGUGGUAGUUGACAGUAUCAUGGAAGCCAUCGCGGCAGGCCCUGAGCCAACUGCCCGAAACUCUGCUAAACACAGCGAGUCUAAGAUUGCCAUCAUCGGCAUGUCUGGAAGAUUCCCAGAAUCUGCAGAUAUUGAAUCGUUCUGGGACCUUCUCUACCAAGGGCUUGACGUUCAUCGGCCUGUACCACCAGACAGAUACAACGGAGAGCUAUACUAUGAUCCCACUGGGAAAAAGAAGAACACAAGCAAGAUCAAUCAUGGAUGCUGGAUCAACGAGCCGGGCUUGUUUGAUGCAAAAUUCUUCAACAUCUCUCCCAAAGAAGCAGAACAAUCCGACCCUGGACAACGUUUAGCCUUAGCAACCGCGUACGAGGCUCUGGAGAUGGCAGGUGUUGUUGCUGAUAGAACACCAUCGACUCAACGAGACCGUGUUGGGGUUUUCUACGGCAUGACCAGUGACGACUACAGAGAAGUUAGCUGUGGCCAGAAUGUCGAUACUUACUUUAUCCCUGGUGGAAAUCGAGCCUUUACACCAGGAAAGAUCAAUUAUUUCUUCAAGUAUUGCGGCCCAUCAGUCAGUGUCGACACUGCAUGCUCAUCUAGUCUUGCAGCUAUUCACUUAGCUUGCAAUUCUAUCUGGCGCAAUGAAUGCGAUAUGGCCAUUGCGGGUGGCACAAACGUCAUGUCAAACCCCGACAGCUUUGCAGGGCUGGAUCGCGGGCAUUUCCUCUCAACAACAGGCAACUGCAACACUUUUGACGAUGCAGCCGACGGUUAUUGUCGAGCAGAUGCCGUCGGUACUGUUGUCCUGAAGAGGUUGGAUGAUGCAAUUGCAGACCAUGAUCCUAUCCUCGGAGUCAUUCUCGGCGCUCUUACCAAUCACUCUGCCGAAUCCGUGUCUAUUACCAGACCACACUGCGGCGCUCAAGAGGAGAUUUUCUCCAAGCUAUUGAGUGAGACUGGUGUCCAUCCUCAUGAAGUCAGCUACAUCGAAAUGCAUGGCACCGGAACCCAAGCCGGUGAUGCAACUGAGAUGUCCUCUGUUCUUAGCUGCUUUGCUCCAUCGACAAAGCGACUGCCGCAUGAGAGCCUUCAUUUGGGCUCAACAAAGGCAAACGUCGGUCACUCUGAAUCUGCAUCUGGUGUGACAGCACUGAUAAAGGUUCUGAUGAUGAUGGAGAAGAACAUGAUUCCACCCCACUGUGGCAUUAAGGGCAAGAUCAAUCACAAGUUUCCGACUGAUUUGAAGGAACGCAACGUCCAUAUUGCUUUCAAGCCCACGGAGUGGAAGAGACGAGCGGAAUUCAACAAUAUCCGCCGCACCUUUGUCAACAACUUUUCUGCAGCUGGCGGCAACACUGCACUGAUUCUGGAAGACUAUCCAGAACUCACUAGGAGCUCACUGCAAGAUCCUCGAACUGCCCAUGUUGUGACGAUAUCUGCCAAAUCCAUUCCAUCUCUCAAAGGAAAUAUCCAGAAGAUGAGAGCCUACGUGCAGCAGAAUAUGUCCACAGAAGGCUUCCUGAGCAAGCUUGCUUAUACAACCACAGCUCGGCGUAUGCAUCAUCCUUUCCGUGUUGCAAUCACGGCUGCAAGCAGUGAGCAGCUCCUAGACGCCUUGAAUGAUGAGGUGAAAAAGGAGAAUUACAAACGCUCCCCGGAAGCACCCGUCGCCUUUGUCUUCAGCGGUCAAGGAUCGCAGUAUAGCGCCAUGGGCAAGCAUUUGCUACAAUUUGCGACUUUCCGUGAUGAGAUCAACUCCUACGACAUGUUGGCACAGCGACAUGGGUUCCCAUCAAUCAUGCCACUGAUCGAUGGCUCUGCCGAUAUUGAUGACCUUGAGCCGCUGGUUGUCCAGCUCGGUACUACCUGUGUUCAGAUGGCACUUGCAAGCCUCUGGGAAUCAUUGGGUAUGAAGCCAACCUACGUGCUCGGCCAUAGUCUAGGCCACUACGCCGCAUUGAAAGCAGCUGGUGUUCUCACGGCAAGUGAUACAAUCUACCUGGUCGGUAUGAGAGCUCGCCUUCUUCAAGACAAAUGCACCAAAGGAAGCCACGCAAUGCUGGCAAUUAGAAGCAGUGUCGAUCAAGUUCAGGCAUACCUAGACACAAGCAUCUUUGACAUCGCCUGCGUUAACGGCCCCCAAGAUACUGUUGUCAGUGGCCGAAUCGAUGACAUCGAAAGCCUCUCUCAGAAGCUUGCGGCUGAUGGCGUCAAAGCGACAAAAGUCAACGUUCCGUUCGCGUUCCAUUCAGCUCAGGUUGACCCUGUACUGGAGGAGCUUGAAAAAAUUGCCUCUCACGUUACAUUCCAUCCUGCAAGAGUACCAAUCGGCUGCCCUCUCUUAGCCAAGACCUCCCUUGUUGGUGAGACACCUUUCUUUGAUGCCAAGCACAUCAGCCGCCACUGUAGGGAGGCUGUGAACUUCCGCGAUGUUCUGCAGUCGGCCAGAGAUGAUUGCUUGGUCUCCGACAAGACAGUUUGGAUCGAGCUCGGCCCGCACACAGUGUGUGCAGCUAUGAUGAAAGCCAAUUUGGGGCAAGAAAUCAUUGCUGUCCCAUCUUUGAUGCGUAACAAAGAUGGAUGGCAGACUCUCUCUUCAACUCUCUCAAUUUUGUAUGGUCAAGGGUUGUCCAUCGCAUGGGAUGAAUUUCACCAUGACUUUGAAGCCUGCAAAGAAGUCUUACGACUGCCCGCUUACAGCUGGGAUAACAAGAGAUACUGGAUUGAGUAUGUGUAUGAUUGGUUACUCACAAGAGGCGAUCCUCCUCUUCAAAUUGAGGCUGCUCCAUUGCCAGCACCCACAUCCACUUUCUCAACUGCUUCAGUGCAUCGAAUUGUUAGUGAAGGUGUUGACAAUGGAAAGCUUACCAUUACUGCGGAGUGCGAAUUCACGAGCGAGCAGCUACACGAAGUGGUAUAUGGUCACGUUGUUAAUGGCAAUCGCGUUUGUUCAUCGUCAUUGUACACAGAUUUCGGUGUUACUUUGGGCAUGUAUGUUCUCGAGAAAUAUCGCAUGGAUCUCAAGGAUUACGCGGUAGAUGUCCAGAACAUGGUUAUCAAUAAGCCUCUGGUUCACAAAGAGGGCCCUCAAAUGCUCCUCAGGAUUGAUAUUAAGCACGACAUGAGGGGUAGCGAUACCGCAAUCAUGUCCAUCUAUAGUGCCAAUGCUAAGGGAACCAAGACUGUCGACCAUGCUAAAAGCACACUCUACUUUGGUCAACCCAAGGUCUGGCUCAAGAAUUGGGAGAGCCCUCAAUACUAUGUGGAGAGAAGCAUUGAUUGGCUCAAAGAGAAGGCGGAUGCAGGUCUCAACAGCCGCCUCUCUUCUGGUGUCAUUUACAAGCUCUUUUCCAGCUUGGUCGAUUACAGCAAUGCUUAUAAGGGAAUGCAGGAAGCCAUUAUCAAUGCCGACGACUUUGAAGCGACCGCUCUGGUUCGGUUCCAAGUUGAUGAGGGCAACUUCCGUUGCAACCCCAUGUGGGUAGACUGCUGUGGUCACCUUGCCGGGUUCUUGAUGAACGGACACUCAAAGACUCCCAAGGACCAAGUGUAUAUCAACCAUGGCUGGGAUACUUUCAGAACCGUGAGAAAGUUCCACAAGGACAAGACGUAUCGUACAUAUGUCAGGAUGCGGCCUUAUGAAGGCACCAUCUAUGCAGGAGAUGUUUACAUUUUCGACGACGAAGGCAUCGUUGGCGUCUGCGGUAAUAUUAAGUUCCAAGGUAUUUCUCGAAAGGUGCUCGACAGCGCGAUGCCGCCGCCAAAGUCAGCAAAUGAGCCUCAAGCCACUACGCGUCUCACCACUGCUGCUGUUAAGGAGGUGCCUAAGACAGCGGCAAUUGCGGAACCUCUGAGCCAUGCUGUUGGUAAGGGCCAGAUUGAGCCUAUGAAGCUCGAUGCGGCUUUGAAGUCAGCCUCUGCUGCAAGGGACCCUAUGCAGGCUGUUCGCAAGAUCGUGGCCGAGGAGAUUGGUAUUCCUCUGGCCAGUGUUCAAGAUGAUCUUGACUUUACAGACUAUGGAGUUGACUCGCUUCUUUCUCUCAACAUUUCUGGACGACUCCGCGAGGAACUUGAUAUAGAUGUUCCUUCGUCUGUCUUUGAAACCUGCCCAACACUCGCAGAUUUUGCUGCUCAUCUUGGCUUCAACACGUCCUCAUCGGAUGAGUCUUCUGAACAGUCAAGUGUAUUUGACACCAUGUCCCCCACCAGUGAGCCUUUUGGAUCCAUUAGCAAUGCGACUACCCCUCCAGCUCGAAGUCAGCGAGAGUUUUUGUCUACCAGCAUGGGCAAAGAUAUGGCGGCUAUCUUAGCUGAAGAGAUUGGAGUGUCUGCGAGCGAGAUCAUGAAUGGCGCUGAUCUGGGUGAAUUGGGCAUGGAUUCACUCAUGUCACUGACUGUGCUCGGCCGUCUCCGUGAAGAGCUGGAACUCGAGUUGGAGGAUGACUUUUUCAUCUCUCAUCCCACUUUUGAAUCCUUCCAGUACCUCUUCCAACAAGAGCUUGAACAAGGAAUUGUACAAGAAGUCGCGCAAGUCGUGGAAGAAGUCAUGCCAAAGAUGUCUGCAGAGUUGCAGAAGUAUCGCGCAACUUCAACCCUCCUACAAGGCAGCCCCAAGACUGCUACCUAUACGCUGUUCCUCUUCCCAGACGGCUCUGGUUCCGCAACUUCAUACGGACCCAUUGACGCAAUCGGCAAGGACGUCUGUGUGUAUGGCCUCAACUGCCCAUGGCUCAAAGAUGCCGAGAAAUUGGUUCAGUUUGGUCUCAAGGGUCUUGCAUCGCUGUACGUCCAAGAGGUUAGACGCAGAGUACCUCAUGGGCCAUACAACGUAGGUGGAUGGUCUGCAGGAGGCAUUUGCGCCUAUGAAGCGGCAAUUCAAUUCACUCGCGAAGGUGAAACCGUCCAGCGUCUUAUCCUCCUCGACUCUCCCAACCCAAUCGGUUUAGAGAAGCUACCCGCACGGCUGUUUGAUUUCAUCAACGGUUUGGGGCUUUUUGGUUCCGGCAAAGCACCGGAUUGGCUUCUUGCGCAUUUCCUCGCGUUUAUCGAUGCUCUUGAUGAGUGGAAGCCAGUCCCCUGGGAGAAAGCAGUCGAUGGUAAAGCGCCGGCGCCGAAGACCUUUAUUCUCUGGGCUGAAGAUGGUGUGUGCAAAAACACUACUGAACGCCCAGAGUAUAGAGAUGAUGAUCCCCGAGAAAUGCGGUGGUUGCUUGAGCAGCGAACUAACUUUGGAGGUAACAAUUGGGAUGUAUUGCUGGGAGAGAGGAACCUCAACAUUAAACGUAUACAGGAUGCAAACCACUUUACCAUGUUACACAAGGGUAAGAACACCGAACGUGUCGCGGCGUUCAUCAAGAGCUCCUUUGUUUAAUUACGAAGGGACUUAUAGUUGGUGCAUCGGAAUAUACGGAUGAUGGAGACUAAAGGUAUAGGUAGUUUGUAUUUCAAUUUACUUUAGUCGAGAUAUUAGAAAUAUAUUUUCUCCCUCUAUCUUUUAGGUAAAUAUGCCGGGUAGGAUUAAUAUACGCAAUCUCUGGGCGUUCAGAGGAUUAUCCCACAGUGACUUGAUAAAUCAACAAUUG
Messenger RNA from Trichoderma harzianum CBS 226.95, 6878 nucleotides. RefSeq lists its product as hypothetical. The record is from RefSeq and is a predicted model, not a curated record. The transcript is spliced from 5 exons. Lineage: Eukaryota; Fungi; Ascomycota; Sordariomycetes; Hypocreales; Hypocreaceae. Bases 197 to 6667 code for a protein of 2156 amino acids. Gene Ontology annotation, molecular function: phosphopantetheine binding; 3-oxoacyl-[acyl-carrier-protein] synthase activity; fatty acid synthase activity. Gene Ontology annotation, biological process: secondary metabolite biosynthetic process; fatty acid biosynthetic process.